Molecule: messenger RNA, 936 nt
Organism: Menidia menidia (Atlantic silverside)
Lineage: Eukaryota; Metazoa; Chordata; Actinopteri; Atheriniformes; Atherinopsidae
Source: the annotation of a GenBank genome assembly
UGCACUCCAACAACAAUGUCGUCCUUUAUUCUGUGUGCGGUUCUCCUGUGGGGCCUGCCCUGGUGUGUGUCUGCUGACAGAAACGACAGGCCCGUCAUUGGGGUUCUGGCUCAGGAGGUCUACGAGCCCAAACCGAACCAGUCGGCCUACAUUGCAGCCUCUUACGUGAAGUUUGUGGAGGCAGCUGGAGCCCGGGUGGUGCCCGUCAUGAUUAACCAGACUUUGGAAGACUACACGAAGCUGUUCAACUCCAUUAAUGGGAUCCUGUACCCGGGUGGGGGCGUCAGCAUCAUCUCGUCGGGUUACCAAAGGGCAGCCAAAAUCUUUUACAAUCUGGCUAUCGAGGCCAACAAGAGGGGCGACCACUUCCCCGUGUGGGGCACCUGUCUGGGAUUUGAGCAGCUGGUGUAUUUGACCAGUGGGAAGUUUUCGCUGUCGCACACCAACACCAGCGGCGUGGCGCUGCCUCUGAACUUCACUGAAGAUGCAAAGGGCAGCAGGAUGUUCAAAGGCUUCCCUCCCGAACUCAUGGCAGCUCUGGCUUCUGAGCCUCUGACAGAAAACUCCCACCAGUGGAGUUUGGCCACGCGGACCUACAACACGAACGAGGACCUGAAGAACUUUUACAAAGUCCUCUCUACGAACACUGACGGAACCGUGGAGUUUGUGUCCACCUUUGAAGCGUAUGAUUAUCCCAUUUAUGGGACGCAGUGGCAUCCAGAGAAGAACGCGUUCGAGUGGACGAGGCCUUAUAUUCCUCACUCUCCAGCUGCAGUGAAGGCAACCUUCUACAUGGCAGAAUUCUUCGUCAGUGAAGCCAGGAAGAGCUUUCAUAGGUUUGAAUCUGUGGAGGAGGAGAACAAAGCUCUGAUUUACAAUCACAGUCCUGUUUACACCGGGACCAAGGGUGCAUUUGAGCAAAUCUAUUUAUUCUGA